This is a messenger RNA of Hypanus sabinus (Atlantic stingray), 2282 nucleotides long. Its product is annotated as histone-binding protein RBBP7. NCBI's taxonomy places the organism in Eukaryota, Metazoa, Chordata, Chondrichthyes, Myliobatiformes, Dasyatidae. Gene Ontology annotation, biological process: regulation of gene expression. The transcript is spliced from 12 exons. Gene Ontology annotation, cellular component: nucleus; ESC/E(Z) complex; NuRD complex. The record is from RefSeq and is a predicted model, not a curated record. Gene Ontology annotation, molecular function: histone binding. Bases 140 to 1426 code for a protein of 428 amino acids.
UUUGCCGCGCAUGCGCGGAGGGCAGGGACUGUGGCACGGGGUCGGUGGCUCAAUUGCGCGCGAGCGGGCUUGAUUGUUUCCUCGCAUUUUUGAAAACAAAUUGUAAAGAAAGGGCGAGCGGCAGCAGCCUCCGUUCCGCAUGGUGAGAAUGGCGGAUAAAGAGGUUUAUGACGAUGCAGUGGAGGAGCGUGUGAUCAAUGAAGAAUAUAAAAUAUGGAAGAAGAAUACUCCAUUUUUAUAUGACCUAGUUAUGACUCAUGCAUUAGAAUGGCCAAGUCUUACUGUACAGUGGCUACCUGAUGUUACCAGGCCUGAAGGAAAAGAUUAUAGUAUUCACCGUUUGGUGUUAGGGACACAUACAUCUGAUGAACAGAACCAUUUAGUUAUUGCAAGUGUCCAGAUCCCCAAUGAUGAUGCUCAGUUUGAUGCUUCUCACUAUGAUAGUGAGAAGGGAGAAUUUGGUGGAUUUGGGUCUGUAAGUGGAAAAAUAGAAAUAGAAAUUAAGAUCAAUCAUGAAGGUGAAGUGAAUAGAGCACGUUAUAUGCCACAAAAUCCAUGCAUUAUUGCCACCAAAACUCCAACCUCUGAUGUGCUUGUCUUUGAUUACACCAAACAUCCAUCUAAACCAGAUCCGAGUGGUGAGUGUAAUCCUGAUCUGCGGCUACGUGGUCACCAAAAAGAAGGAUAUGGCCUCUCCUGGAACCCAAAUUUAAGUGGACACCUUCUUAGUGCUUCAGAUGAUCACACAAUCUGUCUUUGGGACAUCAGCGCAGGUCCAAAAGAAGGAAAGAUAGUUGAUGCUAAAACGAUAUUUACAGGUCACACUGCAGUUGUAGAAGAUGUAUCCUGGCAUUUACUGCAUGAAUCCUUGUUUGGAUCAGUGGCUGAUGACCAGAAACUAAUGAUCUGGGAUACGAGGUCAAAUAAUACUUCAAAGCCAAGCCAUUCUGUGGAUGCGCAUACAGCUGAAGUCAACUGCUUGUCUUUCAACCCAUAUAGUGAAUUUAUCCUGGCAACUGGCUCUGCUGACAAGACGGUGGCAUUAUGGGAUCUUCGAAAUCUUAAAUUAAAGCUUCAUUCCUUUGAAUCACACAAGGAUGAGAUCUUCCAGGUCCAGUGGUCUCCACAUAAUGAAACCAUUCUUGCUUCCAGUGGUACAGAUCGUCGUCUCAAUGUUUGGGAUUUAAGCAAAAUUGGUGAGGAGCAAUCAGCGGAAGAUGCAGAAGAUGGACCUCCAGAACUACUGUUUAUUCAUGGAGGCCACACUGCAAAGAUUUCUGAUUUCUCCUGGAAUCCAAAUGAACCAUGGGUAAUCUGUUCUGUUUCAGAAGAUAAUAUUAUGCAAGUUUGGCAGAUGGCUGAGAAUAUUUACAACGAUGAGGAACCUGACACACCAGCCUCAGAAUUAGAGAGUCAAGGAUCAUAAGCCUAGAUUUGCCAAUUAUUUUUAGGAGGUCUGGGGGGAGAAAAAUCGGACUGAUCAUCUUAAUACAAGUUUUCCAAAUGGUCCUUUCAAGUCAAGUGCUGGGGCUUGUGUAUAUAAAAAGCACUUGCGGAAAUUCUGGCGUGCAAUUCCUGCUAUUUUCAGUGUGUCGUACAGAAAUUUUGGAAGUGUUUUGAGAAUGCAAAGCCUGAUUUAUGCAUAGUACGUGAUUGUAUUUCAUCGCAUGUAUAAAAGCUUAAUAGCUUCUUGAAGUCUAAAGCACAUUGUAUAGUCUCACAGUAUGUUUUGUCAUUUAGCUUGCCCCUGGAAUGUGAUUGGCAGCAGGAUAUUGAAAUGGCGUAUGCAUGUCUCAAUUCCAGUGGAAGUGUGUUAGAGCUGAAGAAGUCUCAAGGAAAUAUUAUUCUUAUACUCUGGGGACAGGAAAAUAAUGAUUAUCCAAAGUGCACAUAGUACUUGGAAUUCUUUGCCUUACAUUUGUCCAAUGCUCUCCAGGCCCACUACACAUGCAUACGGUGGUGGGACAAACUGCCAAUAACUAUACAGCAUUUGUUGCUGGAGCACACCAAUUAUGUUGAUAAUUUAAAUAAUUGCAGUGUAUAUUGUAUGUUUUGAGUAAUUCAGCAAAUGAAGAAUUGCUACUGCUGCCCUCAGAAGUAAUGUGUGGCGUAGGUUUCUUGGUGUUUGAGGCUCUUGUGUAUAUGAAUGUAUGCAGUUAUGAACCUAUGUAGAAAUUUGCUUGUUCUGUAUUUUCCUUCAUAAUUUUUUUAAAAUGCAUUUUAUGCACAUUGUAGAGCAGGGAUAUACAAACAAAAUAAACUUUUUGUAAUAAUUUCUAAAA